AAUAUAGGAGCGGUAAUUCGGCGCUACAGGGAGACGCAAAUUAAUCAGUUUUAAGCCCUAUUAAGAAUUAAAGUGCUUCUAAUUAUAUCCUUUUGACAAUUUUUCAUAUCAUUUUACCUUUUUCCAUCAUGACUACGGAACGCAAAGUUAGUUUCAAUAGCAGAGGCCUCAACGUUGUUGGUAUUCUGCGAAGCCCCGAUACUUCAGCAACAAACCGCAAGCGUGCCGCUAUUGUAGUUAGCCAUCCAGGUGGGGGUGUCAAGGAGCAGACGGCUGGUCUGUACGCUAGUCUUCUUACCGAGCAGGGGUAUAUCACCUUGGCUUUCGAUGCAGCUUACCAGGGUGAGAGCUCUGGGGAGCCGCGUGGACUAGAAGAUCCUGCCCAGCGUGUAGAGGAUAUCAAAUCGGCAGUGACUUAUCUGUCCCUCCUGCCUGAGGUGGACACUGAGCGAAUUGGAGGAUUGGGAAUUUGCGCUUCCGGAGGUUAUAUAAAUUUUGCUGCUCAGACUGAUGUUCGCAUUAAGGCUGUCGCGGGUGUUAGCUCUGUAGAUUUUGGUCAGAUGAUCCGUGAAGGUGUUAAAGAUACUGCGGCUGCAUCUCCUGCUUCUGCGAUCGCUGGCACGCUAGAAGCUGCUGCCAAGGCACGCCUUGCUGAAGCGAAGGGCGAAGAGUAUGCUCAAUUGCCAUUUGCUCCCGACGACCCUGCUACCGUCCCGGACGUCUACCCAGCUCUCUACAAGGAGGCGGCUGACUACUAUCGUACUCCUCGUGGAGGUCACUGUCGCUCAACCAACCGUUUUCCGCUCCGGAGUACCGAUUUACUUGCCAAUUUCGAUGCCUUUGCCUUCAAUCAUUUAAUUUCUCCUCGCCCACUUCUCAUGAUUGCUGGUUCCGACGCGGACACCAAAUAUUUCAGCGAGAUUGCCAUCGAGAAGGCCAAAGAACCUAAGGAACUCUUUGUUGUUCCUGGAAAGACUCAUAUUGCGCUUUAUGAUGAUUCUAGUGUGGUUCUUCCUAAAUUGGUGGACUUCUAUUCUAAAUCGAUCUCUAAGUGAGACUGUUGACAUUUUGUUUCAUUUAGACCAUUACCAAAGUUAGAUCUAGACUGAUUACACAAGCAUGCAAUGACUAUGAUAUA
Talaromyces proteolyticus is the source of this 1138-nucleotide messenger RNA. Its product is annotated as Alpha/Beta hydrolase protein. Gene Ontology annotation, molecular function: hydrolase activity. The transcript has a single exon. Bases 129 to 1055 code for a protein of 308 amino acids. Lineage: Eukaryota; Fungi; Ascomycota; Eurotiomycetes; Eurotiales; Trichocomaceae. The record is from RefSeq and is a predicted model, not a curated record.